UCCGGCUUGGCCGUUCCUUGGGGAUCAUUUGCUAUCCGCCAUGGAGACGUGCAUUUUGUGCGGUAGACCAGGGCAUCCUCACUGCGACCAAUGCGGCCGCAGAUUGAUGGAACUGGCACCGCUGGAUGGCACUGGCACCACGAUUGACGAGGCGCUCGCAGAUCCGGGGUCCCCCGUGGCGAAGCGGAAGUCCGGGGGCGAGGUCAGCGCGAAGGAUCUCAAGGCUUUGGGAGAGGUGGUUUUUCAGGACCACAAGUGGGAGCAGGCCGCGGAGCUUUUGAGCAGGACGGAUGGCUGGGGCCGCCAAGCAGCCAAGGAGAUCCUGGAGCAAGGCGCCAAGAGCUUGGGCUUCUGGCAACUCCCGGAGGCGACGCUGGCGGGUCUGGUCGAUCAGCUGAUGGGCGUGCCGGCGAAACCCAGCGCGGGUCUGCAGCAGUGGACCACGCAAUGGGCGGAGCAGGUGGUCUCCGAGAGCAAGGCCGCGUCGGUCACUGCCAGGCUGAGCAAGCUGAAGGAGGUUGAUGAGGCUGUGGCUGUGGAGACCCACCGGUUCCAUCCGGAUAUGGACUUUUCAAGAGUGACGGCGCCCAACUUUUCAAAGCCUCGCUCUGUGGUCCCGGACUGGCGGGGCCAUUUCGUGUCUCCCAACUACUUCCGGGUGGCAAAUGUGUCGAUGCACGUGCUCGUCUUCGGACUGUCCGCAGCCUAUGCCUCGGACCUGGUCAUCGACAAGUACCCAGAUGCUGUGAAGCUGUUCAGCUGGCCCAUCUGGUUCGCGCGCCUGGGGGGCAUGGCCACUUCCAUUUGGACGGCUUUGCUAUUCCUCAGCAUGUCCCGGGCGCUCCUCAGCAGCCUCUCCCGGUCGCUGCCCCGCUGGGCCAGCUUCUGCUUCAUCUUCUUAGAUUCUCACAAGGACUUUCACAUCGAGGCUGGCAAGGCCUUGUGCUUCUACUCCUCCGUCCAUGUGACGGGCCACACCAUUGGCACUGUGCCUGGGGUGAUGCAGAAGACGGCGGCGGAGCUGAACAAGCUGCUGGGCUGCGCCCAGGCUGACCCUCCCUGGCUGGUGGACCUUGAUCUCAGCAAGCUCUACUGGCCCAUGUGCCCACUCACCGAGGAGAACAAGCCAAAGACCUUUACGGAAGCUUUGUUUCUGACGGUGCCUGGGGUCACUGGAGCUAUGCUUACAGGCAUGCUGGCGCUGAUUGCCUGGACAAGCCGCCAGAGCGCAAGGACCAAACAUUUCGACACCUUUUGGAACUUGCACAAUGUGGCCAUCCUGAGUUGGCCCAUCAUCCUAUUCUUCCACGGCUCGCAAGGAUGGGUCGGCGUGGGUAUUCCCCUGGUGGUCAUCGUUUCCACUCUCCCCCUCUUGGCGUAUUUCUCUGGCCGCAUCUUUCGACUCCUGCGGUACUACCUCUUCGUGGGUAAGGCAGUGAAGAUUUUGCGCGCGACCGUCCGCUUGGGCAAAGAUGGCGGCAUCAACGGAUCGCUUACUCAACUUGAGGUGACUCCCCCGCCAUACCUCUGGAGCUUCCAUGCCGGCAUGUACGCCUUCAUCUGCAUGCCGGACUAUGCGCCGCUGCAAUGGCAUCCUUUCACCAUCACCUCGGGCAUGGACGAGGACACCGUGAACUUUCUGGUGGCAGGUGUGGGGGACUGGAGCAACGAGGUGGCACGUCGCUGCUUGAAGGGCGAGCUGCCACGGGUGGCGUUGGAUGGGCCAUUCGUGUCCCCCACCCAGUCCGCCAUGGACAAAGAGGUGCUGGUUGCGAUUGGCGCUGGGGUGGGGGUCACGCCCUUCCUCUCGCUGCUGUCCACCUUUUUGGUGCAGCUCUCCUCUACAACGGCCUCCUCACUGGUGGAGGCACAUUUCUACUGGAUCACCCGGGACCCCUGCGAGUUCAUCUUCGGCUCGCCCCUACUGCGGAACUGGCUUGCGAACCCGCCCCUGCACGCGAAGAUCGUGAUCCACCUCUACACCACGGCGAAAGGACCUGGCGAGGACCUCCCGAGCUUCCUCUUCAAGGAGUGCCUUAAGCGUCAGAGCGCCGUGGACCGCGACCGCUUCAGGGCGGUGUUCCCGGAGUGGCAGCGCCAGAACUUCCAAGCGCCCGGCUGUCAGCUCCCCUGGAGCUGGGCCGAAGGUGGCCAGGAGGUGACGCGCUUGUGCCCAUCACUUCGGUCGUCCUUCCGGAGGAUUCAAUGGGAAGCAGAGGGGAACCUCUUGCCGGACAUCAACCUGGGCAAGAGUCCGAGCACGGAGGAAGUGGCUGCCUAUGCUUCGGCACGCCACGACGCCAUCAUCAAUCAGCUCCAAGCCGGCCAUGUUGAGGAAAAAGGCCGACUCUAUCAGGUGCCGCCGAUGAUCUUGACGGGGAUGCCGGGGAUUACGAACCGACAUCUCCGGCACAGGACCUUAACGAUGGUGGCGGAUGUCCAUCAGGCGCAGGGAAUGGCCAAAGCGGAGGAGCGCAAGGCGGCCGCCGCCGAAGCCAAGGAGCAGCGCAGAUCGGAAGGAUGGACGGACGCACGGGGGAACCUGCUGCCGCGGCACCAUGCCCAACUCCCAGAUGCAUCAUUGAAGUGUGCUGCGGAGAGGCCCGACUGGUCUCACGACCAGGAGGGCGACGAGAUCGACGUCGACGUGGCCGCCUGGAUGAAAGUGGCUGAGGACGAGUCCUACAACGCCAUGACCAUCGAGAUGCGGGGGGCCACGGUCGAGGCAGCGCCCAAGAAGAGCCGGCAGCAGGUGCAGGCGAAGCUGGAGCGCGCCAAGGACCUGCAGCAGCGGGAGGAGCAGGUGCUGCAGCAGACCAUCGCCUUGCUCCAGCAGUGCCUCAGGGACCCCUCCGUGGCGGCGGACGACUUGAGCUUUGACAGCCAAACCCCGCCUCCUCCUCCGCCUCCUCCGCCUCCGGUGGAAGAGCACAGGGCUCGUGAGCGCACGCGCACCAGCCCCCGGGACACCAAGGAGCUCAGUCCGAGAGGCUCCAUGCGGAAGGAGAAACGCCGAGACCAGGAUUCCAGUUUGGAGGGCCAAGCCUCGGAAUCCAGGCGCCAGCGGAUGCACCGCUCGGACCAUCGCAGCACCUCCACGGGCUCGGAGGCGGCGCAUUCCAAACGAGGCCGCAGCCGCGCGCGUACGGAGGAGGUGGGGCAUGUGGCGAAGGCGGACAUCUCUUCCGUGUCUUGGAUGCUGGAAUAUGAUCACGUGCUGCCUGAAAAUUUGGCCAACCCCUUCCAGCAGUGCCGCCAAAGUGUGGUGCAUUCCUCCAACCUAAGGCAUCGACCUGCUCCGGAGCCACAGCCGCCCCCGUGGCCGUACAGUGAGCCGAACCCUCCCUCAGAGGUGCCGCCUGCUUCGAGUGCAAGAAGCUGGCGCACCAGUGAUGGGCCCUGGCGUGCGCCGCGAACGCUGCACCAUUCUUUGAAGCUGGAGGCCUUGCCCGUGAAUCCUCCGCGGCGUCCGGAAGUGGACGAGGAGAGCCUCAGCUGCAGCAGCCUGUCCUUCGUGGAGGAGCUGGAGCACCAGGAGGCCAACAGCCAAGCCUGGCAGAGGACACUGGAGGAACGCAUCGAUGAAAGCAAAGCAGCGCUUCAGAGAUACAGGAGCCAUCCGGAUAGCCGACUUGCGCGGCGGAAGAAUCUGAGCCCUUCACUUCCGGCUGGAUGCCGCGACUCGGCGGACUCGGCGGCCAUGCGCCUCAAGCUGCUGCCGCUGCUGCCGCUGUUGCCAGCGCUGGCGCUCGAAGAGCCCUGGGACAUUGCGGGGAGCCUGCGGCGGGCGCGCAGCACGCUGGAGGAAGCCUUCGCCCGCGUGGGCCACGUAGAGGUGCAUCUGCUGCCGGCAGUUCUAGAGCUGCUCGGGGACGUCUCGGAGAAGGUGCACCGCGUGCUGCAGGGCGGGUACUUGAAGCAUUUGCGCGAUAGUGAGGGGGAGGUGGUGUACGAGCUGUCAGCGGAGGAUGAGUGGGCGGUGGAGGAGUAUACCAUGAAGUACCUCUUCGUCUUGGCGGAUCUGCUGCCUUUGGUCUUCUUCGAGCCGGAAGAGCUUGCAGCCGCUUUGCAGCACGAGUUGGGGCACCCGCUGCUGCGGCGGCGCCGCAUCCUGUCGACGCUCCGGGUGUCCUGGUACGGCAUGAUCACCAACGCCAGCACCUGGGCGGUGCCCUUCUUCGGCGCCGUGGCCGCGCUGGCCAGGAAGCUCACAGGGCUGCACUCGGAGGAUGUCUAUUGGCCGCUGGGUGCGCCACCAGGCAGCCACCUGCGGGUACAAGCGGAGCCCUUGCUGAGCUUUGAGCUCUCCCGCGAGGCGAGCUUCCGCAAGAGCUGCGCCUUCCUGGCCCUCGCCGAGACCCGCUCUUCCGUGGAGGCGGCGGAGCGCCACUUCCGGUCCCUGCACCACGCCUCCCUGGGCCAGGUGCUCUCCGCAGCAAAGCGGUGGCCGGUCUUCGAUCUGCUGCAUGGCCUGGCAUUGCGGAAGCGUCUGGAAGAUGACCUGCCGGAGACGGAGAUGAAAGAGGAGCCGGAGGACAUCGAAGUGCCACUGGAAGCUGGGAAGCAAAGGCUCCCGCCGGCCGUGGCACUGGAGUUCUACCGCAUCUUUCACGUCCUCACCAACUUGUUCGAGCUGCUGGGUGUGCAGUGGUGGGUCAGCCACGGCACCCUAAUCGGCGCCUUGCGGGACGGGGGCUUGUCGCGCCACGCGGACGAUUGCGAGGUGGACGUGCCGGAAAGGGACGCGGAGCUGCUGCAGGGCGUCGUCAUGCGCUCCGCCCUGGGGCGGAACGGCCUGGAGCUGAGCUUCGACCCUCGGGGCAGGUGCUUCAAGGUCUGGCCCGCCGGGUCUGCCAAGGCCAGCGACCAGCACGAGGCGCAGCUGCUGGACCAGAGCUGGUGGCUUCCGCAGCAACGUGUGGGGACACCAGCCGUGGAUAUCUAUUUGGUGCAGACGCCUCAGGAGGGAAGAGGUGAUCGCCACUAUAUCUCCAACGACGUUUUUCACUGCAACGUGAAAGUUUGCAACCAGGUCUGGCAAAGCUCGGAGCUGGCGGGCUUCUAUGAGGUGCCCUUCGGGCUGAGCCGCGCCAAGGUGCCGUGGGGGGCUGUGGCGUAUCUGCAGCGCGCCUAUGGAGAGGACUGGAACACCACGGUGCGGCCCCACCGCUGGGCGGCCCAGCACGGGGAGGGCUUCCGCGCGGCGCCGGUGGCCUCCCUGGCCAGGCGCGCCGCGGAGCCCUUCGGCCCGCUGCCGGAGGUGCUGACGCCGCUGACGCCGCUCCGCGGGGAGAUGACCAUUGAUAUGCUCCAGUACAGCUUCGAGCAUGGCGAGGAGCCUUUGAGCCACAGAUCCGGAACGGAUCGAGGACCAAGCCACCAGUACAGCGACGAGGCAGGGUGGAACACCCGCCCCAUGCCCGGCGUGGUGCAGGCGCGGGCUGGGAAGAUGAAAAUGGUGAUGAAGACGGGCUCCUGA
Messenger RNA from Effrenium voratum, 5479 nucleotides. NCBI's taxonomy places the organism in Eukaryota, Dinophyceae, Suessiales, Symbiodiniaceae. The record is from the annotation of a GenBank genome assembly.